This is a messenger RNA of Schistocerca nitens (vagrant locust), 1035 nucleotides long. RefSeq names its product oxidized low-density lipoprotein receptor 1-like. The transcript is spliced from 5 exons. NCBI's taxonomy places the organism in Eukaryota, Metazoa, Arthropoda, Insecta, Orthoptera, Acrididae. The record is from RefSeq and is a predicted model, not a curated record. The coding region runs from base 2 to 952 and encodes 316 amino acids.
GAUGCCACAGCUUCAGCACACCAUGAUGGCGGAGUUGCAGCCAGCCGUGCAGCUCAAAGCAACGAGAAUCAGCGGCAGUGCGUCGAGGAAGAAAAGUAGACCAUCUGAAACAGCAAUGGUCUUCUUUUCAAGAAUUCAUAUCUGGCUUACACUACUGGUUGCCAUACCUAGUACAAAAUCAAAUGAUGAAGAAACUGCUUCAUUACAAGAUUGGGAUCCAGAGCUGCAAGGACUCAUCACGCCAUUAUUAAAAAGUUUGGUUGCUGUAACUGGAACCCACCGUGGCCAAAAGGUUAUGCGUGUACCACCAACAAGGGAUGUGUCAGAAACAGAUCUCUAUUUGCUUGGGGCUAUAGAAAAGCUAGCAUACCGCUUGGAUUUCAUGGAUAAGAGGAUACGCAGAGUAGAGGAACUUAUUUACUAUGUUAUGGACAGUGCAGGACAACAUGCAAAUCAAGGUAAGGAUCCUUGCCCCAGAAAUUUCACACGCAUUAAAAACAACUGUUAUCACUUCAGCAAUAACCAACUUAAUUGGAAGGCUGCAAAUUCAGCUUGCAAAGGAUUGGAUUCCAAUUUAGCAGAAUUUGAGACUAUUGAGGAGAAUCAAGAUAUUGUCACUUCUAUACUGGCACACAAAGAAUACAAAGGAAAGGAUUACUGGACAGGUGGUCUCAAUCCUGGAUUGCUGUGGAUAUGGGCUAAUUCAGCACGUCCUUUGUCUCCCAAUUCAUCAUCGCCCAAUACAACUGCAUCCUAUAUACAAGGAACUGGUCGCUGCCUUAAGCUGGCAUACAGUCCUCCUCUGAGAUCAUACAAUUAUCGGGGAAUGGACUGUGGUCUAAAAUCAUACUUCAUAUGUGAGCAUGAAGAAAAUUCUACUAGUAGAGCUUUAGAAAGAAUAGCAAAAUCAUUGAAACAUCAUGGAAAUUCAGACAUAAGGUACAACAACUGAUGGACUCAUGGUAGUAAUGAAAAGUUGGUGUAAUUCUUUUAUUUAUUUAUUUUUUCACUCAGUAGUGCAACACUGCUGCAAUU